Molecule: messenger RNA, 498 nt
Organism: Vitrella brassicaformis
Lineage: Eukaryota; Vitrellaceae
Source: the annotation of a GenBank genome assembly
CUAGGUGUACAUGAAGUCGCACUGCCUGCAAUCGGUAAUCCCGCCCGUCGCAGCCCACACGACAGCGACCAAGCUUAUGCACAGCGUGGACUCGUCGUUAACGUCCGCUUUCCGGCCCUCAAACAUCUCGAUAAUCGCCACCAUCACCUGAGCAGUCACUGCAAUCGCACCCACAGACAUAGAGACACAGACGUGGGGCUGAGAAAGAAAUCUUGGUAUCGACUCUCUUCCGUACGCCAAGGAGCGACCAGCAAGAGCUCCUUAACAGAUGAAAAGAUAGGGACGAAGUACAUAAAAGCCAAGAAAGCCAUACAGAGGGGGGAGGGGGGUCACGCGGUGAGUGUUGUGGUAGCUCCCGUGUGCGAUCCUUGGUUUACUUGCCUUGAGACAGUAUUUGCCGUCGUCGUCAGGGCUGCAAAAGAGAACAGCGUUGGGCAGUUUUUUUGCAACAUCCUAUCUAAUAGCUCACUAGACGUGACUGUUGUAAAGGAAGUCCAU